UGAGCGGGGGAGGGGCAGAGACAGAGGGAGACACAGAAUCCGAAGCAGGCAGGCUCCAGACUGAGCUGUCGGCACAGAGCCCAACGCCGGACUGGAACUCACCAACUCACAGAACCGUGAGAUCAUGACCCCAGCCGAGGUCCGACGCUUAACUGACAGGCGCCCCUGUGUGGCAAUUUCGCAGCAUUUGAUCACCUUUCAAUCUUUACCUCUCCACAGAAAUCUUUAGGAAAUGGCAAAAGAUUUAUGCUAUCUGAAGAGAAACCAGAGCGUGCAUCUGAUCACUUUUCCCUCAGAAGUAAGCUCGGAGAGAGGCGCUGUUCUCCUCGCGGCAGAGGCGGCCUGCCCUUUCACACACACACGUGCAGACGCACGCACCCUGUCAAGUGCUAAAAGCUAUGAAGUCUGGGUGAGGCUUCCAUUUCUUUUCUUUUUGCCUCUCUGUGUUUUCUCAUCUGCAACGGUAAGUGUGUUAUGUGGCAAUUUUAAGAGCCCAUCGCGUGAGAUGAUAAUAUAUAUCUGCGUGUCCCCAAGCGCCCUGCGGCCGGCCGGCCGGCCUUUCUGAGGGGUGCCCGUUCCUCCCUGCCCGCUGCUGACAGAGAAGCAGUAGCAGGAGGAAUAACGGAUAACUUGUGCGGCUUAUUCUGCCUCCCCUCGGCUUUGUUGCUGUGCUGUGUCCCAGGCGGGGGCUCUGUGGUCGGAAUGGAGGGGCGGAAAGAACUGACGGGGACUGACGCGAGGGCCUGGGUUGCUAAGUGGCCUGUUUAAUCUAGAAGCGCCUUUUAUCCUGGAUCUCUUGACCAGCCCUGGGGGGAGGAGGGGUGGAGUUAAUCAGGCCUAGAGGAAGGGCCUCUGAAGGGUGGAGCCAAGGUGGAAGAAAGAACACUUUAAAUAAAGGGCCCACACUGGCUGCCCAGGAGCCCAUCCUCCACCUCCUCCGUGUCUGUCUGUGAGAAGGAGUCGCGGCCGGCCCGCAGCCCGAGGGACACGAUGGAGCCCGAGGAGUACAGGCAGAGAGGAAAAGAGAUGGUGGAUUACAUCUGCCAGUACCUGAGCACCGUGCGGGAGCGGCGGGUGACUCCAGACGUGCGUCCUGGUUACUUGCGAGCCCAGCUGCCUGACAGUGCUCCCGAGGAACCUGACAGCUGGGACAGCAUCUUUGGGGAUAUUGAGCGAAUCAUCAUGCCUGGGGUGGUACACUGGCAGAGCCCCCACAUGCACGCCUACUACCCGGCUCUUACCUCGUGGCCAUCACUGCUGGGAGACAUGCUGGCCGAUGCCAUCAACUGCUUGGGAUUCACCUGGGCUUCCAGCCCUGCAUGCACGGAGCUGGAGAUGAACGUCAUGGACUGGCUGGCAAAAAUGCUGGGACUCCCAGAGCACUUCCUGCAUCACCAACCUGGCAGUCAGGGAGGCGGCGUCUUGCAGAGCACAGUCAGUGAGUCCACCUUGAUUGCCUUGCUGGCAGCAAGGAAGAACAAAAUCCUAGAAAUGAAAGCUUCUGAACCUGGGGCAGACGAGUCCUCCCUGAACGCCCGGCUCAUUGCCUAUGCCUCUGACCAGGCUCACUCAUCAGUAGAAAAAGCUGGUUUGAUUUCUCUUGUGAAGAUGAAAUUUCUGCCUGUGGAUGACAACUUCUCACUCCGAGGGGAAGCUCUUCAGAAAGCCAUCAAAGAGGACAAGGAGAGGGGCUUGGUGCCUGUCUUUGUGUGUGCAACGCUGGGGACCACAGGGGUCUGUGCAUUUGACUGCCUGUCAGAGCUGGGCCCCAUCUGUGCCAGUGAGGGGCUGUGGCUCCACAUCGAUGCUGCCUACGCAGGCACUGCCUUCCUGUGCCCCGAGUUCCGGGGGUUUCUGAAGGGCAUCGAGUAUGCCGAUUCCUUCACCUUUAAUCCUUCCAAGUGGAUGAUGGUGCACUUUGACUGUACUGGGUUCUGGGUCAAGGACAAGUACAAGCUGCAGCAGACCUUCAGCGUGAACCCCAUCUACCUCAGGCAUGCCAACUCGGGCAUGGCCACUGACUUCAUGCACUGGCAGAUCCCCCUGAGCCGGCGGUUUCGCUCUAUUAAACUCUGGUUCGUGAUUCGGUCCUUUGGGGUGAAGAAUCUUCAAGCACACGUCAGACAUGGAACUGAAAUGGCAAAAUAUUUUGAAUCUCUGGUCAGAAAUGACCCUUUCUUUGAAAUUCCUGCCAAGAGGCACCUUGGCCUGGUGGUUUUUCGUCUAAAGGGUCCUAAUUGUCUCACAGAAAGUGUAUUAAAGGAAUUAGCUAGAGAUGGUCGUCUCUUCCUCAUUCCGGCCACUAUCCAGGACAAACUGAUUAUUCGUUUCACUGUGACAUCCCAGUUCACCACCAGAGAUGACAUCCUGAGAGACUGGAAUCUCAUUCGAGAUGCUGCCACUCUUAUCAUGAGUCAGCACUGUACUUCCCAACCUAGCCCUCAGGUUGGGAACCUCAUCUGCCAAACCAUGGGACCCAGAGCCUUGGCCAAUGGGAUGUCCCUUCAGUCUGUCAAUGGGGCCGGAUAUGACCCAGCCCAGGCCAGGAAGAUCAUCAAGCAGCCUCAGCAUGUGGAAGCCAGUCCUGUGAGAAAGGAAGACAGCUGCCAUCUUGAAACCCCGCUGGACCCACUUGACGACGACUGCUUUUCAGAAGAGGCCCCGGAUGUCACCAAGCACAAGCUGUCCUCCUUCCUGUUCAAUUAUUUGUCCGUGCAAAAUAAGAAGAGGGCAGUGCGUUCCUUCAGUUGCAACAGCAUGCCUGUCAGUGCUCAGAAGCCACUGCCCACAGAUGGCUCUGUGAAGGGCUCUUCUAGGGCCAGAAUCUUCUCUAGGUUUCCAGAAGAAAUGAUGAUGCUAAAGAAAAGUGCCUUCAAAAAACUAAUCAAGUUUUACAGCGUCCCCAGCUUUCCCGAAUGCAGUUCUCAGUGUGGGCUCCAGUUGCCCUGUUGCCCUCUGCAGGCAAUGGUUUAGAUCAGGGUUUUCGGCCAGAACCCAAGAAUGUGUUUCAGGGAGUCUCUGCACUCCUCAAAAUUGUGUGCUGAAUUUGUGUGCUUAUUAUGUGUAUGUGCAUUCUUCUUAACAGAGCCUAUAAUUUUAUCAGAUUCGCACAGAGUUUCAUGACCCACAACAGGAUACAAAUGGGGAGUUUAAGCCAGCAUGGUACAGAAUGUUCUAGCAGUCUGGUCAGAGAGAAAGGACCCAAGGUAGUGUACUGACAGGCAGCUUCUGUGGUUCAGCUUGUGAUAUGAAAUAUAACAUAGAAAUAAAUUGUACUUGUCUUUAAAAAAAGUAUCCUGUGUGACUUAAUUGACCAUUGAAACAUUGAUUAGUUAAUAAGAGAUUAUCCUGGAGCCUAAAUGCAUGUACUUAAUGGAUUCUACUUUGCAGGAUGCUAAAGAUUUGGAUUUAACUGUGAAAAAAUGACUUUGGAGGAGCCCUUGGUAUGAAGAAGGCAGGCAGUUUGAGUCAGGCACUGUGACUUCCAGUUGACAAAUGAGGAAACUAAGGCUCUGGGUCACAAAAGCUUGUAAGUGGGGAAAGCCAGGUCUCCUUGUCUUCAAUAAUGCCCAUGCCAUUUCCACCAUACUGUGCUGUUCAGGCUUGUACUUGAUCAGAAGCUCCCAGUCUAGCAGGCCCCCGGUCCUUCAGUACAUUUAAAUGUUCCCUCUGUAGGUUUGGAAUUUGUACAUUUUCUCUUCUUCUGGACGCUGUGGUCAAAUAAAAGUUGUGCUCACAGGCAACCUGACUAUGGUUAAUUUAUAUGCC
Molecule: messenger RNA, 3768 nt
Organism: Panthera uncia (snow leopard)
Lineage: Eukaryota; Metazoa; Chordata; Mammalia; Carnivora; Felidae
Gene: HDC
Product: histidine decarboxylase
Exons: 12
Coding region: 991-2973 (660 amino acids)
Biological process (GO): histamine biosynthetic process; L-histidine catabolic process
Molecular function (GO): pyridoxal phosphate binding; histidine decarboxylase activity
Source: RefSeq, a predicted model, not a curated record